AUGUUCAAACACAUUGAUUCAGCGUGUACAGCUGUAAGUUUAUCAGAGUUUGAGCAUCUCGCUAGCAGAACUCCUGGUAGCUUUUCUGAUCUUCCAACGGUGCUCAGGCUCCGCGUAGAUGAAUGCUCUUUAAGUGGUGAUUCAGAGCUAGAUAACAACCUCAAAUACACCGUUUUUAUCACUGAUAAAGAGCUCGUUGUCUUCUCGCAGUCAGUCUCUACGGGCAUCAGCUUGGAUUACCCUUCUAUCAUGCUUCACGCCGUCAGCGCAUCAACUAACUCUAUCUUCCUGCAAAUUGACGAACGUACAGAAAACAUAGACGACUUUGAGAGUAAGGAUAUUCACAUACAUCCUCAGAACCCUUCAAUUCUUCAUGAAAUAUACGAAAAACUCAGUUUCUGCGCUAGUUUGCACCAGAACAAGUUUCCAUCUGAGGAGGACGAUGACGGCGAUGCUAUGAUAGACGAUGGCGUUGGGCUCUCAGACCAGGGCGCUGCCAAUUUGGCCAGAUUCGACGAUAUGCUAGACAACCAAGACAAACACACUGACAAAAAGCAGAAGCAAUAA
This is a messenger RNA of Wallemia ichthyophaga EXF-994, 567 nucleotides long. RefSeq lists its product as uncharacterized. Gene Ontology annotation, biological process: mRNA cis splicing, via spliceosome. Gene Ontology annotation, cellular component: cytosol; spliceosomal complex. The transcript has a single exon. Lineage: Eukaryota; Fungi; Basidiomycota; Wallemiomycetes; Wallemiales; Wallemiaceae. The record is from RefSeq and is a predicted model, not a curated record. Bases 1 to 567 code for a protein of 188 amino acids.